AUGCGGGCACGGGUGGAUGUGUGUGUGCGCCGGGAGCGGCCGGAGGGGAUGCGGGCACCGCCAGAGGCGCGCCGGGAGCGCGGACAGAUGUGCGGCUGGGGCUGGCCGGAGGGGGUUCAGGCACAGCCAGAUGUGCGCCGGGACUUGUGCGGGGCUCCGGGCACCGCCAGAGGGUCCUUCAGGCUGGAUGUCAGCUCUGGGAGGCCAUGCCAGGGUGGCUGCAGGUCCCUUGGGCAGGAGAGCAGCGUGGGCAGGCAGUGGAGGGCAAGGGGUUGCCCAGGACCCCCUCCACCACCCGGGGCUGGCACGAAGCCACCACAGAGAAAGAAGCCAGCACGAGGAAGCACCACCUCCACCACCAUCACCACCAGGAGGGCAGAUAAACACCACCACAAAAGCAGAAAGCAGCGGGCCCACUCCCCUCCAGUGCUUAAAAUCUCAAGUCCCAGGAGGAACCCUGACUCAGCCCAAGGUACUGCAGAGGAGAAUCAGGAAGAUGCAGAAAUAACAAAGGUCAUGGCAUCAGCUUCCACCAUUUUGGAUUCUAGUCAAGCAGAGGAAGGUCUUUCAGCUCAGCUUCAAGAAAGCCUUUGAUGGGAUGGGAUUCCUGAGGAUCCCGAAGCAGAGGAGGAAAGGCUGAGUGUCUGUGAGGUGAACAGAAGGAAAUGGUAG
This is a messenger RNA of Corapipo altera (White-ruffed manakin), 672 nucleotides long. RefSeq names its product chromosome unknown C17orf97 homolog (gene LIAT1). The record is from RefSeq and is a predicted model, not a curated record. The transcript has 4 exons. NCBI's taxonomy places the organism in Eukaryota, Metazoa, Chordata, Aves, Passeriformes, Pipridae. Gene Ontology annotation, biological process: protein arginylation.